Haemorhous mexicanus (house finch) is the source of this 9195-nucleotide messenger RNA. It is a transcript of the gene FBLN5, whose product is annotated as fibulin 5. The record is from RefSeq and is a predicted model, not a curated record. Bases 1969 to 3366 code for a protein of 465 amino acids. NCBI's taxonomy places the organism in Eukaryota, Metazoa, Chordata, Aves, Passeriformes, Fringillidae. Gene Ontology annotation, molecular function: calcium ion binding. Gene Ontology annotation, biological process: elastic fiber assembly. The transcript has 14 exons.
UAAGCUGUGAGUUUGAGGAGGGAAAUCUAAUACCAAGCAGAGGUGCUGAAGAACUUCAGAGUUCCUUGUUAAGCUCCUUGAUGGAGACAAAAAUCUUCUACAGCAGAGAUAUAAAAGGCUUCAGUCCUUAAGUCCUAGAAGUUACCAAUAAGGCUGGCAAUCUGGACUGCGUGUUGGAGUGACUGAUGGCUAAAGCAGAAGAGACAGAAUGGAAGAUGCUUGCCUUAAUCAUGAAAUGGCCUGGUUUGGGAGGGACCUUGAAAAGAUCAUCCAGUUCCAACUUCCCUGUCAUAGGUGGGGUCACCUUUCGCUAGACCAAGUUUUUUAAAGCCCCAUCCAGCCUGACGAACACUUCAGUAGGGGGAUCCACAGCUUCUCUGAAUAACCUGUUCCAAUGUCUCACCACCCUCACAACGAAGAAUUUAUUUUUAGUAUCUAAUCAAACCCUACCCUCUUUCAUUCUAUAGUCUGUGGGAAAAGUGAAAAAAUAUUAUAUUUGAAUUAUGGUCAACUAUUAUUAGAGGGUUUUGCCAGUUUUUGAUAGAAGAGAGUUUAGAAGCCCUGUGACGUGGCAUUGCAGCAAGCACUGACAGGCACAGACCAAUGGUAUCAGGGAAACAAGUUAUUUAUACCCAUGUUUUGUGUUUGUUAACAAAAUGAGUGAGCUGACCCUUAUACCAACCAACUGGAAUCUUCUAUCUCCCUCAGUGUAAAGGACACUCUUCAGAGAGCUGCCUGGAUACUGUUUGAAUAUCAGCCAGCACCACAAAGGGAAAGAGUCUUGGCAGUACUGUGUGGUUAACCCCAAGGUUUUUUAUUUUUGGCAUCAGAUGCUGCCUGCAUUUCCCCCCAGUGAAUUUCCAGAUGGUCGUGCAAGGUGGAUUGAAUUGCAGCAUGAUCAGAUAUGGGAGUACAGACCAAGGUUUUACAGAUUAGAGGCAGCUAGGAAUUUUUUAUUUUAUGUCACUUAUGAAAUAGUAGCUAUCAGCCAGCACUAUAGUACAGCCACUUAGUAUCUAUUUUUUGUUGAUGGAAUAGUCCAAUGGGUUAGGAAAAAGAAGUGUGUAACAUGCUCCAAGUGGUUCAUAUUUUGUCAUUUGGCAGUUUUCUGCUAAGACUCUCCUAAAAGGUGAGCAAAGUCAGGUGGUUGAUUUUGAGGUAGUAAAAAUUGACCAGUGGCAUCUCCUGACUCCCUAGAAGGGAAGCACUGUUAAACAACCCUCUGAGAGCAGAAUGCCCAAGAGUUAUAACACUUCAAAUCUACCUUUUUGUAAAUUAGGGAGUAGGGAGCUAAGGCUGUUCUAAAGUUUUGAAAAUUAUUUUGACCUUUUCAAGGCUGCAGAUAAAGACAGAAGUCCACAUUAAGUUUGAUGGAGGCAGCUGGAUUUUUAGAACUAAAUAAAGCUACCCUCAUUUGUACAACUUAGGUAGCCUGAAUCCAUGAGUUUCCUCAACAGUUAGUGUAGUAUAACCAAAAAUUAUAUUUAGCCUAAGCUACAAAGUGACAACUGGAUGUAAAUAGAGCAACGAGGUAGCAGCAGUUUUGAGUAAAUCGGGGAUGAGAAGUUGGAUAAGAAUAUUAGUUCCUAAAUGGGAACAAGUAUAAGAGAUGCAAGCUGCAAACAUUAUUUCACAGAAUCCAUUAGGUUGGAAAAGACUUCUGAGAUCAUUGAGUCCAGGCUUUGACCAAACAUACCUUGUCAGCUAGACCAUGGCACAGUGUCAUUGCUUGACAACCCUUUCUGUGAAGAAAUUCCUCCUGAUGUCCAUCCUGAGCCUUCCCUGGGGCAGCUUGAGGCUGCUGUCCUCUCAUCUGGUUGCCUGGAGGAAGAGAUGCUGACUCCCAGCUGGCUACAUCCUCCUUUCAGUGUCUGAGGAGGUACAGACGGCUCCCGAUCUUCUCCACUACUUGCCAUUUCAUUCUUUGGACUAUAAAUGACAGAGGAACUGAAGUGCUAGCAGAGGGUAAUGUUUGGAAAACUUUCUAGUUAUUCAUCAGCACAGACUCUGGGUUUUUUCCACCUUUCCCCAACGGCUUUGGACAUGCAAGGAUUAAGAAGGAUACUGACUGCUUUCACACUGGCUGUCUGCCUUUCAAGCCCUGGAAAAGCACAGCAGCAAUGCACUAAUGGGUUUGACCUGGACCGUGCCUCUGGGCAAUGCUUAGACAUUGAUGAGUGUCGGACUAUUCCUGAGGCCUGCAGAGGAGACAUGGUGUGUGUGAACCAGAACGGGGGCUACCUGUGCGUGCCGCGGACAAACCCGGUGUACCGCUCGCCCUACCUGAGCCCCUACUCCAACGCGUACCCGCCGCCCCCCGCGCCCAACUACCCCACUGCCACCCGGCCUCUGAUCUGCCGCUUCGGCUUCCAGCUGGAUGAAAACAACCAGUGUGCUGAUGUGGAUGAAUGCGCUUCAGAUUCUCACCAGUGUAACCCCACCCAGAUCUGCAUAAAUACUGAAGGGGGCUAUACCUGUUCAUGCACUGAAGGCUACUGGCUGUUAGAGGGGCAGUGUUUAGACAUAGAUGAAUGUCGCUAUGGCUACUGCCAGCAGCUGUGCGCCAACGUGCCCGGCUCCUACUCCUGCACCUGCAACCCAGGCUUCACCCUCAACGACGAUGGGAGGUCCUGCCAAGAUGUGAAUGAAUGUACAAGUGAAAACCCUUGCACUCAGACCUGUGUCAACACCUAUGGCUCUUUUCUCUGCCGCUGUGAACCUGGCUAUGAACUGGAAGCUGACGGAGUUAACUGCAGUGACAUGGAUGAAUGCAGCUUCUCAGAGUUCCUCUGCCAGCACGAAUGUGUGAACGGGCCUGGUUCUUACUACUGUACCUGUCCCUCGGGAUAUAACUUGCUUGACGACAGUAGAAGCUGCCAAGAUAUCAAUGAAUGUGAAAUCAGAAACUUCACCUGCACCUCACAGCAAACAUGUUUCAAUAUCCCAGGAGAAUAUAAGUGUUUAGACCCAGUACGAUGCGAGGAGCCUUAUCUCCAGAUUAAUGAGAACCGCUGCAUGUGUCCAGCUGAAAACCCUGGGUGCAGAGAUCAGCCCUUCACCAUCCUGUACAGAGUGAUGGAUAUGGUGUCUGGGAGGUCUGUGCCUUCGGAUAUUUUUCAGAUGCAAGCAACAACUCGCUACCCUGGAGCCUAUUACAUCUUCCAAAUCAAAUCAGGGAAUGAGGGCAGGGAAUUCUACAUGCGGCAAACGGGGCCCAUCAGUGCCACUCUGGUGAUGACCCGGCCCGUGAAGGGGCCGCGCACGAUCGAGCUGGACUUGGAAAUGAUCACUGUGAACACCGUCAUCAACUUCAGAGGGAGCUCUGUCAUCCGGCUGAGGAUAUUUGUAUCACAGUACUCCUUCUAAACCUCCAGUCUGUGCCCUGGAAACAUUAAGCCAAAAGAGACAGUUCCUCCCCUGCAGAACUCUCUCCUCCAAAGCCAGUACCUAUAGCAGCUCCAGACCAAAUCACUAUUUCCACAGAGCCGGUGACCUAUGCCUGUCUAGAGGCCUCUUCAUGCACAGUCCCAACCAGGAUGCAAACAUCUGAAGAUCCCAUGUGAUUGUCUGUGUGGUCAUGCAUUUUAAGGACUCUUCUUCUCACUGUAAACUCUUCUAGGGCGUGAGUCUAUGUGAAAGACUGUGAACCUUUGUAGCUCCAAGGCUGCUUAGCAGAAAGCACCAAAAAAACUGAGGAAAAAGCUGGCUUUUGCAAUCUUGCCUUUUAAAAAAAAAUUUUCUUUAUAAAUGAAAAGCAGACAAACAAGCAGAAACAGAAACAAAAAACCCACCUACUGAAACAAGGGACCGCAGGAGUCCCAAUCUGCAUUCUCCAUUAUCUCUGGAUUUAUCAGUCAGGCACUUUGUUUCAAUUCACCCUGCAUUUGCCUUAGUUUCACCUGGGUUUUUCAUUCUAUUUUAUAGUUUAAAUUCAUUGUAAAUUCAUUCCAAAAAACGUGUUGUACUAUGUAAUCUUUUGCUUUCUGACAAAGUGUCACCUGUUUGGGUUCCUUUCUGUAUUAAAUCUUUCUGUAUAACAGAGUUCAUAGAAAUCUAUCACUGGAUGGUGUGUUUUACAACAUUUAGGAUUUUAUGCUUAUUUACUCCAAGAUUUUUGACACAGGCCUCCACUGCCAGAAUAGUGUCCAGCAUAAGCAGAGACUUUAGAGCAGAUUAGAAUCGGAAUUUUAUUUUUCCCUGUUUUCCUGAGUGUGAUAGUUGCAAACAGUGUGUAAUGGCUACAAGGUAGUAAUACUAACUCUGUAGGUAUGGCUGCAAUUAAUCUCCUGUUCAAAUACCACUCAGGUCAGACCUGUCCAUAUUUCUUCAGAAAAUAUUAAUUGGUUUGGUUUUUUUUCACUUGCAAUCUCUCUCCUACACUUCUAAGAUGGGGGGAAAUAGCUGAAAAGGACUAGGAGCAGUCUUAUUCAUGCUUCUACCACAAAGCAGUCCAGCCCAUACCAGUACCCCGAUCUCAAAUAGUGGGAUCUCACAGUUUUCUUGGGCAUUGUCUUCUCAGGUAUAACUGCUGUAACCAAAAACAAAGUUUCUUCUAAAGUCUAAAAAAAAUCUGAAUCUCCAUUGUAAUCUGUUGCUUUUUAGCCUACUUCCAGUAGAAACUGAGAACAGUUUAUCUUCCCCUUUGCAGCAGUCUAACGUUUCUGAAGACUGUUGUCAUGUCUCCCCUCAGACUGUUCUUCUCUAGUCUAAACAAACCCAAUUCUUUUGGUCUUUCCUCAUACAUCACAUUUUCUGGACCUUUGAUCAUUCUUGUUGCUCUCAUCUGGAUUCUCUCCAGUUGGUUCACAUCUUUUUUGAAGCACAGUGCCCAAAACUGUGAAAAGUAUUCCAGCUGAGGCCUCUCAGAGCUAAGCUAAAUCUAUACAUAUGUUUAAUAGUUUGAAAAAAAAUUAAAAAUUGUAUAGUUGGAAGGUAUAAUGUGUUAUGAAGCCACUGGAACUUUGGUCUUUUAUUUUAAUAGGGAUGAGGGUUUAUCCGCCUUGUUCUUAAAUCUGUUUGAAACAAGCUCUUUUACUUUGUUUUUCCUUAUUGGCUUUUUGGCUCUAGCAUUGCUAGGACAGGCAGGAUAACCUUUGCUUGUCUUCUGAGAACUGGAAGUGCUCAGUGCUACUUGGGAGAGGUUUACAAAGAUUAUACUGUGAGCAACUCGGAGCAGAGCAGCAAUGUGAGGUGUUCAUUAAAGUGGAGUAUUAAAUGGGGGAAUACAGACUUGGAAAGUUAUUACAACACAGACUGCAUGAUACAAUCAGAAAACUGCCUCUUGUUCCUAGUAAGAUUUGUGAAUUAGUAGAAACUCUGUUCUUUUUCCUUGUCCUCAGCUUGAAGGAAGCCCUGAUGCUCUCAGCUAUGAAACACUGAGUUUAGCAUCUUCCAUUUCUUAAUGGUUUAAAGGUUUUCUCUCUGCUGCUACAACAUCCCAGGAUGCUGUGGCUCAGAGCUCUGUCCUUUAUUGUAAAAACAAAAAGCCUGGAGACUGACUCCAGGGUUUAGUGAGCCAAGCUGAAGGCCAAAAGCCAAUGAGUUUUAUGAGCAGCCGACUUGGAGGAGAUAAAUGCAGAGGAAAUGGGCAGAGAAAUAUCAGAAACAAGAAUUUGUUUCCUGAGUGUAUCAUGGCUCAUCAAGUACCACAGUCUUGGAGGGAAAAAUAGAGAUGACUGGGAAGGAAGAAUGAUAAUUUAUAACCAUGGGACUGAAAGUGCUCCUGCUCCAGACAAUGGAAGUAAAACAUGGGAAGCAUUCAGGCUCCAGUGGACCAGAUAGCAGCCGUGGGGCAGACAGGCUCUUGCACUGAAAAUGUCCAACUCUUAAAAUGCUGACAGCUUUCCCAGUGCUUAAAAUCCCAUCUUCCCCCCUUUUUGUGCCCUUGUGUUAUGGCUUCUCCAUGCCCAGUUGAGGAGUCCUCUUUUCCUGCCAGCACAUCACCUCCUAGAGUGGAAGCACACCCUGUUAGACAUCAGACAGUUUGUCACUUCUGGCCUGCUCUCCCAUGGCCCCCACAUACCAACCUGAUUUAACCCUAAUUUAGAAACAUCAAAACCCAGAGGAAUUCCAUAACAAAACACUUUGUUAAAAGAGUAAAGCUUGAGUGCUUGGUUUUAGCAGGGUCCAGCAAAUACUCAUAAAACAAUAUUACACUUUCUAUAUAAACAUUCUGCGCCUCAAAAAAAAAGUGAAAAGUCUGGAAACAAAGGAAUUCAGCCACUUCUCAACCGCCAUAACAUCUUUCAUCACUCACUAUCACUCCAGCCAACUUAAACUUUGCCAAAAUAUAUGCCAAUCUCAAAAUAAUAAAUUACUAGCAGUUUAUAACAUCUAAACUCUCUAUUUCCUAGUCAGGGGUCUGUUUUCAAUAGACCAUUGCAGACUCAAAUAUUAAAGCAAUUCUCACCAAAUAAAAAAAGUAGACUACGCAUGUCAGGUUUUUACAGUAUGAAAGCUAAAAUGUAAACAUGCAACUGUUUCAUAUAUUCAUGUUCUUCUUUGAGGCCAGGACUCCUCAAAAGCAGACAGAAUUCCAGGUCUGCUCAGAAAAUGAUUCUUUACUCUAAUCCACUGCUGAUGAUUUUCUAACACGAAGAGUUUUGCCAUAUGGUUGAUGGCCAGUGUUGUGACCAGCACCAAGGGAGAGCACAGACCCUGGUCUGGGUGUGUGGGGCUUCCCUCUGGCUCUGCUUGCUCAGGCUGGCAGAGCUAUUCCCUUGCCAAGCAGGGAAGGGACAGCUCUUUGCCUCUCCUGCUUGUUGGCUGUCAUGUCUGUUUGAACAUAGGGUCUCAGCAGAAAAACUGCCCUCCACUGUGUGUCUGUACAGCACCUAGUGCCAAUGCAAUAACUGGAAUAAAGGUAAAAGAAAGCAGAUAUGGCAGUAAUCUUUGAUACAGACCACAGCAAUUGGGAAGGAGAAGCUAUUCUGAUAAAUGAAAAAUUGGCUCAUGCAAGUUGGGUUAGGUGCCAGAGGGAGUAGAAUGAACCCUAUCAUCUGCUUAUUUGACUUUAAGAUAUUUUUAGGGAAUUAACUGUUUGGACACAGACAACAGAAUGUUAUUUCACCAUGAGUUUCCUGGAUCCCACAGAAGCGCUUUUCAACUGGUGAUUUUCACUGACUACAAUAACUUUGUUUAAAAAAACUCAACUUCUUUUGAGAACCUGGUCACCCACCAUCACUGAGUGUAGUGUCCAGGGCCAUUCAUAUGAGCUCUCUCCUUUUCAGUUGGAGUCCUGUAUUCAUAUUUACCUUUUUUUUUUUUUACUUAGUCUUCAGAAGAGCCAACUUUUAUUGUCUCAUAAACAUGGUACCAGCAUCAACAGAACUUAUAUAAUAAUUUUUUCUCUGUCUAGAGCUGGCAGAACAAUACAAUCAGUAUAAUUUGUGGUCAUGCAGGUUCUCCAGUCUGGCUUAUUCACAGAAUAUGCUACUGAAUGUCUUCCACAGCAUGUAGCUGUAUUAGAGCACAAGGAAAAUACAAUAACGUAAAGAUGUUAAAAAAAAAAAAGGAAUAAAAGUAUGCCCUAAUGUUAUUCAAUCUUGACAGGCAUUAUUGUCAAAAUAAAUCUCUAUUCUCUGUGGACAAACCCUUCAGGUGGUGUUAAUCUGCAUGACUGAUGUUUUUCAAUGGAAAGAUAACAAGCAUCCUUAGAAUCUUCCCUGUGUUUGUGUGAAGCACUGCACACGUAUCUGUAUAGGAGAAUUUACAGAAGCUACAGAAGUGCUGCUGUGGCUCUGCAUGUGGAAGUCAAAGAGCUGUAAGGUAACGUGGCACAAGCAAAUUCUGCUUCCUCAUCUGACAAAAGUCCAGACAAGUGUUCUACACUCAUUACAUUUUGUUGUUUUAAGUCUUUGGACCAAUUUUGAAUAGCUCAACCCCAAAGCAGGUGCCAUGCAUGAAGACAGGAUGAUGGCCAUAACUAGACUUUUGGAGAUUCUGCAGAAAGCCUGCCUCAGAAAGGUGACAUGUGCCAAAGGGUCAGUGCCACCGGGAGUGUAAUGGUCCAGAGGCAUUUGUGUGGGGAUGUCAGUGACAGCUGACUGCUCUCUGCACCUGCCCCUUUCCUCACCUGUGUCAGUGCAGAGUGUAAAUGAAGUUUUUAACUGUGCACAUCAGCUGUGGAAAUCUCACCUGUUCCCAUUCUUAGCUCAAACUUCUGAGAUCCCUCUAGUGGUUUGCAAACUGAUCCCACUGGGUAACUCAACAAAUACUGGUGAAGCCACAUGAGGGAGAGUUUGGGUACAGCUUUUACACCAGGAAGUAAAUAAUGAUGCAGUAACCUCAUUGUAAGAAUGGAGAAACGUAUCUGAGUAGCAAAGGGAUCUGUAGGAAACACUACAGCAAUUAAUAACUCCAGAAAUAUUCAAUCUCUUCCAAUUCCCUUUCCCAUAUCCCUGAGGUCACUCAUUUUCCCUUUCUGGUUUGUCCUGGACAAAUGAUCUCAUUACACUCAUGCACUGCAAGCACAUGCCAAGUGAACUCCACUUCUUCUCUGGUACUUAACAGUUGUUUUUGGAGAUCAGUUAUAGGCCAUUUGUCUUUUCUAGGGCCUGACUGAAAUUACUCUUCUCAAUUACCUCAAUUACUCUUCUAAUGCCCAGGAAAGAUCCAUUAUUUUCCCACCACGUUAUUCUGCAGCCAGCACCUGUUCAAGGUUUUCGUGUCUUUCACUGGAGAUGCAGUCACUGCCAUGUUGUAAGCACUCUUACAGCAAAGUAUGAGCUGGGAAUGGCUGAAGGGAUUGCUCAGCCUGCUGGUAGAGCCUGGCUUUAUGAAGGAUUUUAAAAACCCCACAACUCCUCAGUUUUCAAGGUGAAAGAUGCUCUUCUAGGUGCAGAUUUUCUCUGGAAAUGGCAUCUAUUAUUGUGUUGGCUUGAUAGUUGCAAGGCUGUUUAAGAAGUCUGAUAAGGACAUGCUUAUGCAAUACACCCUUAGGCUUUACAAACCUUGGAUAAGGUUCUUCCAGUUUGCAAACAGAGUAUGUGGCCCAAGUCAGAGAGAGUUCAAUGUGAUCAUCACUGUGCUGAAGUCAGUGAUCACUAAACACCUCACCUCGUCUGGAUUUAGCCCAGUUUUAUUUUAAGUCUCAAAUCUCAGUGUCAGUGGUAUAAAUGUAAGCAGAUAUGUAUUAUUUUUAGAGUAAAGCUGAAAGCUUCUUUCCUGUGAAUAAAUAAUAGUAUGAUUGCAGUA